AUGGCCAAUCAAACCACCGAAACGAAAUUAAAUGUUUCCAGAACAUAUUCAGCUUUUACUGAGCGUGUGCUGGGUCUGCCUGUGGAAAACUAUAAAGGAUAUGUUGAGGCAGAUGCUACUCAGAGAAUACGGCUAAUAAAACCAAAUUCAUACUUUUUAAUCCACGGCCUAGCAGAUACAACUUCCCCAUUUAUUCAUGGAGUUCAAUUAGCCAAAUCAUUAACAAGCGCCAAUAUUCUGUUCCGCUAUCAGUCUUACGCAGAUGAAGGUCAUGAAUUAGAUGGUGUAAUCGAACACGUAUAUUCUUCCAUGGAACAAUAUUUUGCCGAAUGCUUAAGCUUGGAUCCAGAUGAUACAAAACCUUUGAUAGAUCAAAACAUGGUUCCAGCUGAAUAAAAAAAAUGUAUUGUUUAAAAACAUAUAAUAAUAAUGAAACCAUUA
Messenger RNA from Drosophila biarmipes, 441 nucleotides. RefSeq names its product venom dipeptidyl peptidase 4-like. The transcript is spliced from 4 exons. Lineage: Eukaryota; Metazoa; Arthropoda; Insecta; Diptera; Drosophilidae. The coding region runs from base 1 to 396 and encodes 131 amino acids. Gene Ontology annotation, biological process: proteolysis. The record is from RefSeq and is a predicted model, not a curated record. Gene Ontology annotation, molecular function: serine-type peptidase activity; dipeptidyl-peptidase activity.